Messenger RNA from Zootoca vivipara (common lizard), 2980 nucleotides. RefSeq names its product beta-2-glycoprotein 1-like. The record is from RefSeq and is a predicted model, not a curated record. Lineage: Eukaryota; Metazoa; Chordata; Lepidosauria; Squamata; Lacertidae.
GGUGCUCAAAUCCCAGUUACUUAUAAGGUUGUCCCGUUAGCCUGCAAGACAAAAUCCAGGAGCUUCGGCUGCCACCCCACCACCCUGGCACCCAUUAAUUUUGGUUCCUUUCCCAGAGCACCCAGGAAUCUUGUCUCUCUGCACCCUUGUCUCAAACUGUAUUAUCUAGGAGGCGCUAAUACCUACUCCCAAAAACUUUCCUCGGACCAACUAACCACUGCCUCUCUCCCAGAGAACGCAGGAGAGAACCUGUCUCCCCAAAACGCAGGUGUAACCAAGAGACGCGGGUUGCGUCCUCCUCGCAUCAUGUCCUCGCUCCUUUUCCUGGCACUGCUGGCGUUUCUCUGGUUCUCACAAGGCUCUGGACAAGUGGGAGUCAGGAAUCUGACCGACCCCAAAUGUCCACUGCGGAAAAAGAAUUUUACAAUGCUGACAGGGCAGACGUGCCAGAAGAACUGUGAGCGCCGCAGGUGCUCUAAAAGCAGGAAGUGUGAAUGUGACGGGGAAUGUGGAAUGAGCUGCAUUUCUACAGGCUUGAGGUGUGCAUGGCCGGUGACAAUUGACAAUGCUGAGACACAACUGCUCCAGGAAUCCAGUAUGUUUGGGGACUUAAUGGAGGUGACAUGCAAGCCUGGAUUUAUAAAGGCUGAUGGGCAGGAAGUGGCAAUAAGUCGCUGCCAAGGAGAUGCGAAGUGGAGCUUCACUUUACCCUGUGAAGAUAUUCUUAACCCACCAUCCCACUGCAAAUCUCCACCAGAGAUCGAAAAUGGAUCCCAUGAAGGGGGCCCUUACAACACAGGCAGGGAAGUGCACUACUGGUGUGACUAUGGAUAUCGCCUAGAGGGACGCAGCUCUCUUUUAUGCCAAGAGAAUGAGGAGUGGUCACAUGCAGCCCCAACCUGCCACCCUGUGACCUGUUCCCGACCCCCCAAUAUUGCUGAAGCAACCCUGGUUGCUGUGCACCAGUCUGAAUACCCCGUGGGAACUGUCAUCUAUUACUUGUGUAACAAGGACUUCCUCUUAGAUGGCUCUAACAGAGUGGUUUGCCUGGAGAAUGGAAACUGGUCCCAACUACCCUACUGCAGAGCCCGUUGUCCCAUCACUGCCAAGAGGAGCCGGAUGAUAUACCAAGGGCGUAAGCUCUGGGUCUAUGAGAUCCCUGGGGGUCUGGUCCAUCAUGGAGAAAUUGUCACGUUUUUCUGCCGUAGUGAGAACAAGACCUGCAGUUUUACGGCUGACAGCCAGUGUUUCGAUGGUGUGUUGAAGAUGCCUGACUGCUAUGAUGAGCCUACCUAUCUGCAAUACCACCUGUUCCCCAAAAGAGUUGUAUCUGAAAUACCUGCUUGUUGAGCACGCCUUCAACCCAUACAUUCCCCAAUGAGAUGCUUGCUUCUCUUCUUGUUCUGGCUCAGGAGGCCUCUUGGAAGUGCGGAAAAGACAGAUGGAAAAGAGGCAAUCAACACAAGCAAAUAGGAAAUCAUCCACAUUUGAAACAGAGAUCGGGCCUGGGAAUCUAAGUAUCCUGAUGGCCAACAGCUAGCUAUUUUAUUGUACUCUAUUUAUUUUCUAUCUUUGUUGCUCCCCAGAUGAGCACAGAGAUCCCUUUUAGGUCAUAAAAACAUGCAAGUCAAUUUCCUAUGUACCCCUUGUUUUUCUCCAUUCGUCAAGCUGUAUGGCUGGAUUGACAAAUCAGUGCCAACAUGAUACCACUGGAGGGCUUUUUAAACAUGAAGGCAGUUUCAUGCAGUAGUUUUAUAUAGUGUGUCAAGCAUUCAGUACACACAAAUUAAUUGCAGGGACCCUACCAAUAGCCCUGGAAGAUGAGAUUUGAAUUAUCCAUAUACCGUAUACGAGGGAACGGCUGAGUCUGAGUAAACAGUGAAUUGCUAAAUUUACCCAAAGGGUAUAUGUGGCUCAAGGAAGUUAAUUUGUACCAAGGACUUCUGCUCUUAUAUUGCAGUUCAUAUCUUACGAAUUAUGCUACACCAGCUUUCUGUAUGCUUAGAAAAUAUUCCUCCACCACAAAAGGGAUUGUAUUCAAGUAAAUUAAAAAGGGGGAAGGAAAAGAGUUUAAAGUUGCAAUCUUAUGCGUUCUUACUUGGAGUAAACAUAAAUUAACUUGAUGAGGAAGGCUUACAAUGCAGUCCUAUACAUCUCAUCAGAAGUAUGUCCCAUUGAGUUGCAUGGAGCUUACUCCCAGGGAAGCUGGUGUAGAACUGCAGCCUUCUUUCUUACAACUCAUUCACAGAAUUGAGCUGUGCAACAGGCAAAGAUACUGAACAUAGCCUCAGAUUGGUGGUGCUACAGGAAGCAAGCUGGAGCCAAUCGUAACAAUGGGCAGGUGCAACAUUCGUCCCAGGCCCCCAAGGCCUUGUGACAUGGGGCUGUGUAUGAAGAGAAUGGAAACAUAAGGCAGCUGAAAAACAAGCCUGGAAUGAGGUUUACAGCUUAUGCUACUGGAUACUCGUGUAAAUUGAUUUGUACAUAAUAAACUGCACUUGUUAUACAACAGUGUGAACUUGUGCUCACCAUGCAACAGAGAGAAACAAAACAGAUGGUUUUAGAGUUGUCACUCUUUCUAGCAGGGUUUUUCCACAGAUGAAAUUAGGGGCAUCCCCAUCACUUGGGUGGUUGGCACUGAAACUCCUUAAUGUAAGCAAACCUUGGCUCCCAUCCACAGUGGCUUCCCACCAUGUUUUGUUAACCUGGGGUGUCAUUAACUGGGACCCCAGUGAAUGUCAUGACUUGAGACCCACUGGGGUCAACACGGCAGGCAUUUCUGAUCAUACAUUGCUUUCACAGCACUAAUAUGUCUGCUCUAAAUCAGUUUCUAAUUCAAUAGUUUACAGUCUGCUAUCAGCAGCUAGCAGGACACCCAGAAGAGCUUGUGCCGGUUCGGAAUGCAGGGAAUUCACAACAAAUUCAGAUUUUACCAUUCUACCGGACUACAAAUGUAGCCCAUACCGCUCUAACUAGGGCA